Molecule: messenger RNA, 3373 nt
Organism: Hordeum vulgare subsp. vulgare (domesticated barley)
Lineage: Eukaryota; Viridiplantae; Streptophyta; Magnoliopsida; Poales; Poaceae
Product: cytochrome b561, DM13 and DOMON domain-containing protein At5g54830-like
Exons: 1
Coding region: 308-2950 (880 amino acids)
Source: RefSeq, a predicted model, not a curated record
CCAGUGACUGACAUUUGUGGGCGCUGGCGCUGGCGCUGCCGCUGGUGCUUCCCUACCAGCACCGCACCGGUCCAGUCGCCUCGCCACCACCGCCACACCAAACUGCGGCGGUCGCAUCCCCACCCCACCCCACCUCCUCCGAAUAUCCACCGCCUCCCAAGCACGCCACCGUCUCGCCGCCCUCCCCCCGAACCCAGCCCCAACCCCACUCCAACCUCCCGCCCAGAUCCCAAACCCCCCGCCGCCCCGCCGGCCCAGAUCUCGAUCCGCGGAUCCGCCGCGUCGUGGCGGGCCGCCGGGCGAUCCCAUGGCCCCCGCCGUCGCCGCCCCACUCCUCGCCUGCCUCGCGGUCCUGGCGGCCGUGGCCGACGCGGCGUGCCGGCACACCAACCUGACGGCGGGCUUCGCGGCGGACCUCACCAUGCUGCAGCACCAGCUGCGGGGCACGGUGCGGCUCGACCCCUCCGGCGCCUGCGCGCUCCACCUCACCCGCUUCGACCUCCUCGCGGCCUCCCCCUCCGCGCGCUUCUGGGCCGCCGACGGCCCUUCCCUCGACGACCUCGCCAAAGGCCGCCCCUUCUCGCCGCUCCCGCUCAACGCCACCUUCCGGAACGAGACCCUCCGCCUCCCCUUCUCCGCCCCGCUGCCGCCGCUCCUCGCCAUCUUCGACCCCGACACCUCCUCCGACCUCGGCCACGUCCUCCUCGCCAACUCCUCCAACUCAUCCAACGCCACUGCCGCUCUCGCCUCCCGGAUCGCCGCGCCCACCAUGUUCGACAACUGCAUCCAGCUCUCCGACGCCUACCGCCUCCGUUGGACGCUCAAUGCGUCCGCCGGCGAGGUCGACAUCGGCCUCGAGGCUGCCGUCGGCUCCGAGUACUACAUGGCCUUCGGGUGGGCCGACCCCAAGGCCAACUCCCCCGCCAUGGUCCGUUCCGACAUCGUCGUCGCCGGCUUCACCGAGGAAGGUAUGCCGUUCGCCGAGGACUACUACAUUACCGACUACAGCGAGUGCACCAUGGGGAAAGAUGACCUGCCCGUGUCGGGGGUGUGCCCGGACAGUGCUUAUGAUGAUGGGAGGAACGAUUCAAGGCUGGUUUAUGGGCACCGGCGGGAUGGCGUGUCUUUCGUCAGGUACAGGAGGAAACUCGACAGUGAGGAUGACAAAUAUGAUGUGCUUGUUGGUGCCACGGAAGAGAUGGCUGUGGUCUGGGCCAUCGGAAAGCUGCGUCCGCCGGACACUCUGCGGCCACACUACCUUCCGCAGAACCAUGGGGGUCCGAGGGAUGAAACCUUUGGGUUGACGAGGGUCAAUUUGUCCGAGGCGGUGGACAGUUGCCUUGGACCGUUGGAUGCUGACAAUAAGCAAGACCAGGACAGGAUCAUUGCCGAUGGGAAGACACCGCUGGUUGUGACAUCCGCUCCAGCAGUGCGCUACCCAAACCCACCAAACCCGGACAAGGUGAUAUACAUCAACAAGAAGGAAGCGCCACUGCUGAAGGUCGAGAGGGGUGUGCCGGUGAAGUUCUCAGUGCAGGCUGGGCAUGAUGUGGCACUGUAUGUCACUUCAGACCCCAUUGGUGGAAAUGCCACUUUGCGGAAUAAGACCGAGGUCAUAUAUGCUGGUGGCCCUGAUGUUCAUGGUGUGCCAGCAACCCCCACAGAGCUGGUUUGGCUGCCUGAUAGGAAUACACCUGAUCUUGUCUACUACCAGUCGGUGUAUGAAGCAAAGAUGGGGUGGAAGGUUCAAGUGGUUGAUGGGGGCCUCAGUGACAUGUACAAUAACAGUGUCCUGUUGGAUGAUCAGCAGGUUACUCUGUUUUGGACUCUGUCCACUGACUCCAUAUCUAUAGCAGCUCGAGGUGAGAAGAAAAGCGGGUAUCUUGCUGUCGCGUUUGGGAGUGGGAUGCUGAACAGUUAUGCCUAUGUUGGCUGGGUAGGCAAUGAUGGAGUUGGGAGGGUCAAGACUUACUGGAUUGAUGGAAAGAGUGCAGCAGGUAUCCAUUCAACAUCUGAAAAUUUAACCUAUGUCAGGUGUAAAUCAGAAGAUGGUGUUAUUACAUUUGAGUUUACACGCCCUCUUAAGCCUUCCUGUACUGGAAAGGUGGAGUGCAAGAAUAUUAUUGAUCCAACCACACCUCUCAAGGUUGUUUGGGCCAUGGGUGCAAGCUGGUCAGGAGAUGAUCUGACAGACAGUAAUAUGCAUUCGGUCACAAGCAGUCGCCCCAUACGUGUUCUUUUAUUGAGAGGUUCAGCUGAGGCAGAACAGGACUUGCGGCCCGUUCUGGCUGUGCAUGGAUUUAUGAUGUUUGUGGCCUGGGGCAUCUUGCUUCCUGGUGGAAUAUUGGCUGCUCGGUAUUUGAAAAGCUUGAAGGGAGACGGGUGGUACCAAAUACAUGUCUAUCUGCAGUAUUCUGGGAUCUCUAUAAUGUUCCUGGGCGUCCUUUUUGCUGCAGCCGAGCUCCGAGGUUUCUAUGUCGAUUCAGUGCACGUCAAGUUUGGUUUAUCAGCCCUACUGUUGGCAGCUUUUCAGCCGCUCAAUGCCUAUUUCCGGCCCAAGAGACCAGCUAACGGGGAGGUUCCACCCCGGAACCGUGUCCUCUGGGAGUACCUACAUGUUAUCACAGGCAGGUCAGCAAUUGUCGUCGGAGUCGUGGCACUUUUCACCGGAAUGAAGCAUUUAGGCCAUAGGUAUGACAGUGAGAAUGUAGAGGAGCUCACCUGGGCCUUGAUGCUGUGGGUGCUUUCGGCCAUAGUUAUAGCUCUAUCCUUGGAAUACAAAGAAGUCAAACGAAGGGGUAGUGACCGAAGCUUCAGAGGGCAUUGGGUGUUAGGUAACACCGAGGAGGAUGACUCGGUUGAUCUCUUGCAUCCUGACAGCUCUGCCAGGAGUUCAGAAUCUAGGCCUUCUGGUGUAAUGGAGGUGCAGCUUGAGCCUCUUACUAGAUGAGUAGUAGAUAGCGUAGAUCAAUCUGUAUCUCCCAGUGUCAGAUACACACACACACCAAUUCCUGUUUUCAGUCAUACAACAGAUGGUGUCCACAAGCACGGCAACGUUCCGCUCAGAAAGAAACUGGAUUUCUCAUGCUUGUUUCUUCUACCAGGUUGCGUAGGAUCUUCAAAACUAUGCCUUGAUUCCUUGCGUCACACUGUUCAGAUUGUAUAGUGUACAUUUUAUUUUUUACAAUAGGCAAACACAAUUUGUUACAUUGCCCCAGGUGAUUUUUUUCCCAUCAGAUUUUGAGAAAGAGAGAUAAGAUAUACAUUUUGUUAUAUCCGCAGCACCAUUAACUGGGCAGAGCAUUCGAGAGAGAGAAAUUGUGUAUCAUAGUGCUAAAUGCUAAUACUAUUCAAUAUUCAUUUUGAGAUAAAA